AUGUACAAAUGCUCGAAGUGUUCUCGCAAAUUCGAGAAUUUCUUGGAGAUGGAAAUGCAUAAGAAGACGCACGCGAUGUUAACGUGUCCGGUUUGUGCUUUCAAUCAAUUUUGAAACAAUUUUUGUGAAAUAUAUAUAUUUUAGGUGUGUCCGAGUGAGUACAGUCAUCGUAGCAGUCUGCUUAAACACAAGAAUAAAAAGCAUCCGGAGCUGAAGGCACAGAAAAAUGAGUUUAUUUGUGAUGUAAGUUCAAAACGUUUUGAAACUCCAGUUCAAGUCUUUCUUUCUCCAGUUAUGCUACAAAGACGUCGGUUCCAAAGAUGGGCUCAUCUCUCACAAACGCGCGCACAUUGCCGAGGAUGUAUGCAAAGAUUGUGGCCGAUUUUUCACCGACAAACGUGAACUCAAUGUGAGCCGAAUAGGAGAAAAGUCGAAAUGUUAUAUGGUUUCAGGAACAUCUCGCCCGUCCGCAUGCCAACAAAUCCGGAGAGUACACGAUUCAAUUCAAGGCCCUUGUCGAAAGUUUCAAAAGCGGAUAA
Messenger RNA from Caenorhabditis sp. 36 PRJEB53466, 539 nucleotides. Lineage: Eukaryota; Metazoa; Nematoda; Chromadorea; Rhabditida; Rhabditidae. The record is from the annotation of a GenBank genome assembly.